CGUUCCGUUUUCUUUCACGCAGUGGCAGAGAAGAGAAAUAAUAUAGAAGAACCAUCGCGUGGGGAUCCGUUGGACGAAUUCUUAGGCAUACAUAUGUAUGGCAUUUUAGCAUUAGUUUUUAUAUCCGAGCCAUACAUCAGCAGUGGUUAUGUGUCUGUACCCUGAUACAUCAAUUCCGGUGUCAUUCCGUUUGUCCAUUUACGGAAUCUUGCUUCUGAGUGAUCAUAAAGGCGACUUUCGAAAAUAAGAAUAGUUGUGUAAAAAUGUGCGUCAAUAAUAAAGUCGUAACCUUUAUUUAUUAAUAAAAAUAAAGAUAAAAAUAUGGCAAAUACAUACAAAAAUUUAUAUUAUAUAAAUAUAGCUUUUUUAUGCAGAAAAUUUUGCAAAAAAAAUUUUAAUCACAGCUUUAACAAACUUUCUACGUUUCUUUAGAUUUGAAUAAAAAUUAAGCUUUUUAUCAAAACUGCCAAACAAAGACUGUUAUACAGAUGCAAGGGUCACUCAACUUAUCUAUAAAUAAAAGAUAUAACCAAUGGGAAAUUGCUGGUCUUGUUUUAAAGUGCCACCGCAACCAAUUCCCGUUGAUCAAUCGAGCACAUCAGAAAUUAAAGAAGAUACAAUGGAGCUUAGGAGACUAUUUUCUUCAUACCCAUGCACUAAAGGAUCUUUGACAUCUGUUCGAGCUCAAGCGAAUAAAAAAUCACCGAGUUUGAAUAUAAAUUCUCUCAAUACUAUUGGUUCUGAGAAUUGUGAGUCAAUAUCCUUAGUUAAUAACAAUUCGCGAUUAUGUCCAUUUUACACAAGGUUACCACCUUUAGGCCGAUUGACUACAAGCAAUGUGAAUGCUUCAAGUGAUAAUAAACAAAAUAAAGAAUCAGAUGAUGAUAAAAUAAAUGCAUUAUUUAAUCAAUAUAAGGAACCAAAUGAAGAUAUUAUACUAGCUGAUGGAAUAGAAAGACUAUGUGACGAUCUUCAACUUUCACCUGAUGAUUUUAAAGUUCUUGUAUUAGCAUGGAAACUUGAUGCCGAACAAAUGUGUCAGUUCACUCGGAAAGAGUUUGUCAACGGAUUAAAAACAAUGCAUGUAGACAGUAUAAGUAGCAUACAAAAACGACUAUGUGAGAUUGUUCAAGAAUUAAGUGUGAAUGGAGAUCUAUUUAAAGAUUUAUAUAGAUUCACGUUUAGAUUUGGGCUCGAUGUUGCGUCUGGGCAAAGAAUUUUACCUAUUGAUAUGGCUAUAGUUCUUUGGAAGCUUGUAUUUACGAUACGAGAACCGCCUUUACUUUUCAAGUGGUUAUCCUUUUUAGAUAGCCAUCAUGUACGUGGAAUUCCCAGAGAUACAUGGAAUAUGUUUUUAAACUUUGCUGAAGUUAUUGGUAAUGAUCUUGGAUCUUACGACGAUGCUGAAGCAUGGCCAAGUUUAUUUGAUGAUUUUGUGGAAUAUGAAAACGAUCAAAUGAAUCAAAACAUAACUAAGGAUGAUAUAAUAAAAAAUUCUAUAAAAAAUAAUUAUUAAAAAUAAUGUCACAAUUAAAGGUUGCCACAUGUAUUUUAGCAUAAAUCAAUGUUGUUUCCUUUCUGUGUGAGCUUCCAAUAUAGUACAUUUCAUGCCUAGGGAGGAAAAGUAGACUAAUUCAAACCACAAGUAAAAUUGCCACUUGGGUGGAAAGUGGCAAGUAAACACGUGAUUUGAGAUGAUCUAACUGUCAUACCUAGGGUUGAAUAUUAUUUUUUACUAUACCUGUGACGAAAGCUUCACAUCAUUUGGAUGGUAAAGUAAACUUUCGGUGAAGGUAUGAUGGAAAAACUAUCCUUUAUUUUAUGUUUGUAUCAUAUAACGAACAAUGUGACCAAUAUUCUUACAUAAGAAUAUUAUUAAUAAGCUGUUACAUUCGUUUUUAAAAUUUUUUAUACUUAGUUUUGACCAAUUUGGGAACAUUUAUUGCUUUAAACUUUAUAUUCUACCACAUAAGAUAGUAAUUAACUUUAUCAAUAAUGUCUAUAGGGUAUAAUACGCCUGUUCAACACAUGAAAAAUAUUUGCGAUGAGAGUGUAUAUAGUAACAAUCUAUCUUACACAAGAAAAAUAUUCAUAGCGUAGAUUUUUUAAAUCUAUUAUUAAUGAAUAAUCUUGAAGAAUUGUUUAUAUUAUUAAAGAAAAAUGUCUUACACAUGUGAUUACACAUAAUAUUAAAGAUUAUUUAUUAGCAAUAAAUAGCAAAAUUUUCUUAAAUAAUUAAAUUGAGUGUAAUCAGUACAAUGAUAAUAAUAUAUAUAUAUUGUAGUUUUGCAUGAAAUUUGAAAAGAAAUAUGAAUAAAUUUCCAAAAACAUCCUAUUUAAAUUGAAUAUUGAUUGAAUUGUAUAUGUUCGUUUUGAAAUGAUAUAUUUGGGAAUUUUAAUUAAUUCAAAUUAUAGAUAAUAAGGAAAUAUUUUGGA
Chelonus insularis is the source of this 2436-nucleotide messenger RNA. RefSeq names its product defective in cullin neddylation 1 domain containing SCCRO3 (gene SCCRO3). Lineage: Eukaryota; Metazoa; Arthropoda; Insecta; Hymenoptera; Braconidae. Gene Ontology annotation, biological process: protein neddylation. The coding region runs from base 533 to 1516 and encodes 327 amino acids. Gene Ontology annotation, molecular function: cullin family protein binding; ubiquitin-like protein binding; ubiquitin conjugating enzyme binding. Gene Ontology annotation, cellular component: ubiquitin ligase complex. The transcript has 5 exons. The record is from RefSeq and is a predicted model, not a curated record.